Messenger RNA from Rhea pennata, 6600 nucleotides. It is a transcript of the gene PDE1A, whose product is annotated as phosphodiesterase 1A. Gene Ontology annotation, cellular component: neuronal cell body. The record is from RefSeq and is a predicted model, not a curated record. The coding region runs from base 361 to 2223 and encodes 620 amino acids. Gene Ontology annotation, molecular function: calmodulin-activated 3',5'-cyclic-GMP phosphodiesterase activity. The transcript is spliced from 16 exons. NCBI's taxonomy places the organism in Eukaryota, Metazoa, Chordata, Aves, Rheiformes, Rheidae. Gene Ontology annotation, biological process: signal transduction.
UAAGAAGUGUUCUCAUGGCUGGAAUAAUCUAACAAAUUUUUACCUGGGUAGCACUUGGCAAAGCUUCCCUUUUUUCUUGCACAGUUGAAAGGAAUCCAGUACUAUUUCGUGUUUCAAUCAAAUUGACUCCAGUGCUUUUGCACAGCCUGCACAGUUUGGUAGCGCACGGACGUGCCUGGCUUAUGUGGCCUCUAUGGCCCUUUUUUGCUCAACAGUCAGAGAGAGGGAGGGAGGCUUCCCCCAGCACCAAAAUAUCGUUCUGUGUGCUCUCGGCAGCACAGUAGCUAAGAACAAGUUUCCAGAUUACUGCCUGGCCUUUUUGGAGUUAUUUGCUGGAAGAAGUCUUUUUUCCUUCUUUAAAUGGAUGAUUGUGUUUCAAUCAAGAAAAAGCAUCUCCAAAGACCAAUCUUUAGACUAAGAUGCUUGGUAAAGCAGCUGGAAAAGGGUGACAUUAAUGUGGUGGAUUUGAAAAAGAAUAUUGAAUAUGCAGCGUCUGUGCUAGAGGCAGUUUAUAUUGAUGAAACCAGAAGGCUUUUGGACACUGAGGAUGAACUCUCUGACAUCCAGUCGGAUUCAGUCCCACUGGAAGUGCGGGACUGGUUAGCUUCUACAUUCACAAGGAAAAUGGGAAUGGUGAAGAGGAGACCCGAAGAAAAACCCAAAUUCCGAAGCAUUGUACAUGCUGUACAAGCGGGAAUUUUUGUAGAAAGGAUGUACCGAAGAACUUCCAACAUGGUUGGUUUGGCUUACCCAGCAGAAGUGAUAGUAACGUUUAAGGAUGUUGAUAAAUGGUCUUUCGAUGUAUUUGCCCUAAAUGAAGCAAGUGGAGAGCACAGUCUGAAAUUUAUGAUGUAUGAGCUGUUUACCCGAUACGACCUUUUGAGCCGUUUCAAGAUUCCUGUUCCCAAUCUUAUCUCAUUUGCUGAAGCUCUUGAGGUUGGUUACAGCAAAUACAAAAAUCCGUAUCACAAUUUGAUCCAUGCAGCUGAUGUUACUCAAACUGUGCAUUACAUCCUGAUUCACACUGGUAUCAUGCACUGGCUCACAGAACUGGAAAUUUUGGCAAUGAUUUUUGCAGCUGCCGUCCAUGAUUAUGAACAUACUGGGACCACAAACAAUUUUCAUAUUCAGACAAGGUCAGAUGUUGCAAUAUUGUACAAUGAUCGUUCUGUUCUUGAAAAUCAUCAUGUGAGUGCUGCUUAUAGACUCAUGCAAGAAGAAGAGAUGAACAUCCUGGCAAAUUUAACCAAAGAUGAUUGGAGGGAGUUGCGUAGCUUGGUCAUUGAGAUGGUUUUGUCUACAGAUAUGUCGGGUCAUUUUCAGCAAAUUAAAACCAUGCGACAUACUCUACAGCAGACAGAAGGGAUAGACAAAGCCAAAGCCAUGUCUUUGAUUCUACACGCAGCAGAUAUAAGCCAUCCAGCAAAAUCCUGGAAACUGCACUACCGGUGGACCAUGGCCCUGAUGGAAGAAUUUUUUCGACAGGGAGACAAGGAGGCUGCUUUAGGGCUUCCAUUUUCCCCACUCUGUGACCGCAAGUCUACUUUGGUAGCUCAGUCCCAAAUAGGUUUCAUUGAUUUCAUAGUAGAACCAACAUUUUCUCUUCUUACGGAUUCAAUGGAGAAAAUUGUUAUUCCUCUUAUAGGGGAAGCUUCAAAAUCUGAAAGCCCUGCAUUUGGGACACCCAGCCAGAAUAGUUUGGGAGCAGUAAGCAAUGCUGAAGCACAAAGACGACCUGGUUUUAAAAGUACAAGUGAUGGAGGGACUUACACAGAAAAUUCUCUAGCAACUGUAGACCUAACAAGCUUUAAGGACAACUUGAUGCAGAUCAUUCAAGCAAACAAAGAAAGAUGGAAGGAAUUAGCAAUACAAGAAGAACUUGUCAAAAACAAUGAUGAACCACCAAAAGACCAAAGCAAAAGAUCCACAGAUGCACAAUUACAGGAAGAGACAACAAGGAUGCAAGAUGAGAAUAGUCAGGGGAACGACGAUACAACCCGCCCUCCCAGAUCCAUCGUCCUACAAGUAAUCUCUUUUGACACUCCUCUUCAUGAAUCCGACUCAGAAAAAUGCACUAACUCUGACCCGAACCAGAAGGAUCUCUCUGAGGCCCAGCAAGAAACACAGAAUACAGACCCACUGAAUGGUGAGCCUAAACACUGUAAGAAGUCAGAAGAUAUAGUAAAAGCCACUGAGCAAAAACCUGCACUGAUACACAACUAGAUUUGCUGUUUCUUAAAGCCUUCUGACGUUUCAGGCAGGAGAGGAGAAGAGGAAGAGCACUAACAGUCCCUACCCCGUUCUCUCUGAGGCUGCUAUCCAUCCAUUUCUGCUUGGAUCAUACCGGUCUAUGGAGAGCGAUGGACAAAACUAUUGAAAUUGUAAAACAUCAGAACCUGAGCUGGUAACUCAAGGCACUAAACAACUCUCAAAAUUUCAGUUGCUAUUUCUGCUUCUAUUCUGCUUUCUAAAACUAGCCAGGAUAUUUUUUCUUCAGCCAAAGUUGGACCUCAUUUUACUGCAUCACUGAAACCAGACGUUUCAACUAAGCAUGAGACCUGUAAAAAUACGUGGCAUUUAUCUGCACUGGAUUGCUGUUACGUGGCACCGCUACUGGCAGUAGGGAAAUGCAAAGUCAAAAUGGAAACACUGUUACAGACACUUGUUCAUGCAGCCAUGCUGCGUGCAAUAUUGAAGAUCUACUGGUUAGCUUUCUCAAAAUAUCUGGAAAUAAAGAAGUAUACAAGCUGUGCAGGGAAGAUCUAGAGUUACACUGGUCAGCGUGCGUGAGUGACAACUCUAUCCCAUUGCUCUGGCUGCCGUGCAGGGAGCUCGUGUUCAACAAAAUCAGUAUCUGAAAUAUCUUUCAAAUGAUUUGAGUAGCAUUCACUAUUAAGAUCAAAACAUUCUCGGCAGUUUCCUGUAGUAUUGUAAGACCUCAGCAAUGAUGUCAGCCCUACCACGAAGCUGGCACACAGACGGCUACGUAAAUGCGUAACGAAUCGCUUCACUUCAGCGAAUAUUGCGUUGCCGCUCAGACAGCUCCGGAAGGAGACGUUUAGCCUUAUGCCGUGGUUUUGCUCAAAUCCGAAACCGACAACUUGGAUGCAGCAAAAUCCUUUCUAUCGUUUGUUUUGUUAAAAAGAAACCCCCCCGAACAUACACACACGGACCACCCCGCCGCCUGGGACGGCGGUCAGCCCGUAGGGGCAGCUUCCCCCGGAGGAAACCCCGGGACGAGCCCUCCAGCCUGGCCCGCGCCGAGAAGGCGACUCCGCUUCCCCCUCCGCGCCCCUCGGAGCCGCGGGAAAUCCCGCGCGGCGCUUUGACUCGGGUCACCGCUCUCCCCGGCCUGCUUUUCAGACUCUCCCGUUAAUACCUCACUGACCGAGAGGUCUUUGCGAUCAGCCGCGGCCCGUUGCGAAGCGGGCUCGCGGGGCCGGUGCUCCCCUGUACGCAGGGCGCGCGCACGCCGGAGACGCGCGCACCGCUCGGCUGCUGCUCCGGCGACGGGCAGCGCGCGCGUCGGACGCAACCUCAGCACGGGCACGUCUUGUCUUGCCUGAAAAAGGAGCGAUGAAAUAACCACCUCCUGCUGACGGGCGCUGGGGCGGCCGCGUUGCUGACGGCCUCUUUUCCGACAGCGCAGCAGCUGGAUUUGAACCGGGAACUUUACAAGCUCUUUGCUCUGGGAUAAGGGCAUGCCAAGAGGUGGACUUCAUGUCAUUCAGUAUGUAAGCCAUAUACGCACUAUGCAUAUUUAGUGUGCAUAGUUUUAACUUAAGAAAUGUUUGUGCAUAUAAGAUGUAAAAAGUGCAUUUAGAUUGUUUUUGUGUAUCUGGUCCAGGGCUUGUAUUUAGCAUGGACAAAUUUCUGUACAGUGCAGUUAACAAAUGAAAUGUUAACAAAUGAAAUUGUAUCAUAAAUGUUAUAAUGCAAUUGAUAUUUUUUUGCUAAGAGUUAAGAAUUUAUAUAUUCUCUGCUAGUGUUUGAGCAAAUCGUUAGUAGCCUGAAUCACUCCCUGCACUUUGCCUCCUUUUUGGGAAUAUUGGACUUUCUUCCCCUUUGUGAUAAAAUAUAAACCAUCUUUCAGUUUCUUAUUGCCAUUAUGACGGGGGAAAAAUGUUAGUCAUAUCAGAUUUCUUUUUUAAAAUGUUGUAAAUUGCCAAAUGCUGUGGCAAUGAAAAGCUUUCUUGUUUAAAAUCUGAGCAGUUCAGUUUUAUGCCCUUUAUUUCAAAACAUAGGACCUUAUUUCAGAUUAAGUGUCUACAAUUUCCACUGAAUUUGGAAAAAAAAAAAAAAAAGAGAGAUGAUUGAUACCUUUAGAUUUAGUUUAAUGAGCUAUCUGUUUGUUGAAGAGUGUUCUUCAACAUUGUAAUUCAUGAUUUGUUGAAACUGAAAAUCCAGAGCAAUCUGAAUUUGUCUUUAUUGUAUUUUCAAUCUCAGACUUCUGCCAUAAUUGGACUUCACCUCCCAUCCCAUAGUGAUUUAUGUGGCCUACAAAAGCUUUCUACAGAAAACAAACAGGAUUUAUAACAGAUUCUGCAGCGUACACGAUGCAUCCCGCAGGGGACUCGGUGUCCUGCUAUUACAGGCAGCCCCCGAUCUCCCGCUGCAGACGCUGGAAGGAGCCCUGGUCUCCCAGGAGACUCGGUGCCUGCAGAACCGAGCCAUCGAUAGAGAAGCGUAACCUGCCUAUGACUAAUCAUACUUGCUCAUCUGUGUUCAGUUUAAUCACUUUGGUAUAUGUUAUUGAAUACCAGAAAAGUCCUUAGUUUUUCUUUAAUGCCACUUAUAUUUUAUUUCUUUCCUCUUUUAUUCUUAGCAAGCUUUUAUCUGGAUGUGACCCAAAGCUCGGUGUGUUGUUUGUGUGAGAAGAAGUUUACACUGAUGGAGAAGACCCAUAUAACCAACGCGCAUUACUAAAGGCUUCAACCUUGAGUUGAAGCCAUUUGAAUUAGCGUUCAGCUGGCUGAGAGGCUUCUUGCUAGGCUUCUCCCUGAACAGUAGUUUCACUCCGAAACCUGCAAGGCUGCACUACCAAAACACUGCAUGGGGCCAUAAGAAAUGUUGCUUGUAUAUGCCUUUCUCCCGCAGCAUUAUGGGCAUGCAUCCCUGCAUUAAGCACACUGAGGAGCUGUAGCUAUAGAUUAGCCCUCAAAGGUUUUACUUUGUAUUUUUAUCUUGAAAUAUCUGACAAAUAUAUUACGUAAUAUUGUUAUGGGUUAUGAUUUAGCCAGUAUUUUUUAUUUAAUUUUCAACAAGGCAAGCUAUGACUGUGUGUUUCUAUUCUGCUGUACUUAUCUGUAUUUCCUAUGAUGAUCUUCCUAAAUAAAUUUGAUUUGAGGGCAAGGAUUGUGAAGCUCAUGAAUGUUAGUUACAGGUUUGCUUUACUACAGUAUGCUUUCUCACAUGCAUUUGACUGUCUUUAAAAAGCAAGAGAGUAUAAAUUGUUGUUACCAAAACUUUCGCCUGCUUGCGACUUGAUGCUUUAUUUAAUAGCCAUGCCAGUUUGCCCUGCGAGCUCACUUGCAUCUUCAUAGCACUCUUGAAAAUAAUUUCUUUCAGUGAGUUUGUCAUCUUCACCUUUCCUGCUAAAAUAUCCUUUACAUAACAAAAAUCGUAACAAAAAAACCCAACAAUUUCCCAUUUGCAGCAAUUCUGCAGGAAGGUCCACACAUUCAGAGGUGGCUCCAUGGCACACACCAAACUUAAUCAGAGACCUCAGUGGAGCAGAGGGUAAGCAGGGCCCCAUACAACUCAAACUGGAAAUAAAUGGAAAGAAUCUCAUUGACUUCUUGUAUCAAAUCCUAGUAACGUAGGCAGUGGAAGAAAACACAGACAACUGGUCUGUACAUUCUUUGAGGUUCCUUCUUCUGGAUGUGAUCCGUUUUAAGCUACAGGCUCAAAGGGCUUUCUCCUGUUGUGUAUAUAUGCCAAAGUCAAACAAGCCACUAUUCUGACAAAACUUCAGAUUAACAAGCAAACAAGUAUUUUCUUUUUAAACCAACUACACAGUCAUUACAUAAGAAAAAAAUAGAUAAUGUCUUAGCCAAAUACACUUUCCUGAUAAGUUACCUAAUAUUUUAACUUCAGAGUUUAAGGGGUCUCAUACAUUUGUAAUGCCUUGUGCAGAUUAUUACAAAUCUGAGGUAACAAUUUAUACACAAAUAAGAUGGUGGAAUCAUGGUAGGUGAAACCUGGGCCUUGAAGUGGAACACAGUUAAACAGAGUAGAUAGAUAGCUGGCAUUUUUGUCUGGAUUUUAGUUAUAAAGUUCUCAUUGCUAUAUAGGGCCUAAUCCUAACAGACUUUCAUCCUGAAUCUGCAAGACUAACUUUCAUUAGAGUAGAAUUUGGAAACUGGGAUCAUAAUACAAUGAAUAAACAUAAUCAAAUAGCAGGGGAGUACUUCCUAUUUGUUUAAUUUCAAAUACUUUUUAACUUGAUACAAUUCUCUUGGUCCAGUUCAACAGGCUAUAGAUGUUCUCUGAUGUUCUAACAACUAAAUAUGAGGUACCACCCAAAUUUAAGCCAUGUUUAGUUCCUCUAAUGAACUCAUACUUCCUUGCUUCGAUACCUCUAUCCCUUGAGAGAUCUGU